This is a messenger RNA of Manis javanica (Malayan pangolin), 3990 nucleotides long. NCBI's taxonomy places the organism in Eukaryota, Metazoa, Chordata, Mammalia, Pholidota, Manidae. The record is from RefSeq and is a predicted model, not a curated record.
UGCGGCCGCGGCGCAUCGGGCUGAACCGCGGCAGAGCCGCAGCAGCCACCGGAGCACAGGAGCCGACAGGGCCCGGCCGGGAUGGUGCAACGGCGGCUCCGCGGCGCAAACACGCACUGAGUGGGCCCAAGCUGGGCCCCGCGUCCCCCGCGCCCCCCGCCGCCCCGAUUUCGGCCGGCAUGAUGUGCCUGGAAUGCGCCUCGGCGGCGGCGGGCGGCGCGGAGGAGGAGGAGGCGGACGCGGAGCGGCGGCGCCGGCACCGGGGGGCGCAGCGAGGGGCUGGCAGUGGCGGUUGCUGCGGGGAGCGGGGAGCGGGCGCCGCUGGAGUCUUGGCCGCAGACGAUGAGGUGCACACGUUGUCGGGCAGUGUGAGGAGGGCCCCGUCCGGACCCCUGAGCACCCCGAGCACCCCCAGCUGCGUAGCCGCUGCCAAGGGCCCCGGCGCUCAGCAACCCAAACCGGCCAGCUUGGGCUGCGGGCGGGGGGCAGCUGCUGCCAUCCUCAGCCUGGGCAACGUGCUCAACUACCUGGACAGGUACACCGUAGCAGGCGUCCUUCUGGACAUCCAGCAGCACUUUGGGGUCAAGGACCGAGGCGCCGGCUUGCUGCAGUCAGUGUUCAUCUGCAGCUUCAUGGUGGCUGCCCCCAUCUUUGGCUACCUGGGUGACCGCUUCAACAGGAAAGUGAUCCUCAGCUGCGGCAUCUUCUUCUGGUCGGCGGUCACGUUCUCCAGCUCCUUCAUCCCCCAGCAGCACUUCUGGCUACUGGUCCUGUCUCGGGGACUGGUGGGCAUCGGGGAGGCCAGCUACUCCACCAUUGCGCCCACCAUCAUAGGCGACCUCUUUACCAAGAACACGCGCACUCUCAUGCUGUCUGUCUUCUACUUUGCCAUCCCGCUGGGCAGUGGCCUGGGGUACAUCACUGGCUCCAGCGUGAAGCAGGCAGCUGGAGACUGGCACUGGGCCUUGCGGGUGUCCCCCAUCAUGGGCAUUGUCACAGGAACGCUCAUCCUCUACCUGGUCCCUGUCACCAAGAGGGGCCCUGCCGACCAGCUUGGGGGGCAGUUCAAGGCACGGACCUCAUGGCUCCGAGACAUGAAGGCCCUGAUCCGCAACCGCAGCUACGUCUUCUCCUCCCUGGCCACGUCGGCUGUGUCCUUCGCCACAGGGGCCCUGGGGAUGUGGAUCCCGCUCUACCUGUACCGCGCCCAAGUUGUGCAGAAGACAGCAGAGACAUGCAGCAGCCCACCCUGUGGGGCCAAGGACAGCCUCAUCUUUGGGGCCAUCACCUGCUUUACUGGCUUUCUGGGUGUAGUCAUCGGGGCAGGAGCCACACGCUGGUGCCGCCUGCGGACGCAGCGGGCCGACCCGCUGGUGUGCGCCGUGGGCAUGCUGGGCUCUGCCAUCUUCAUCUGCCUCAUCUUUGUGGCCGCCAAGAGCAGCAUCGUGGGGGCCUAUAUCUGCAUCUUUGUUGGGGAGACGCUGCUCUUUUCUAACUGGGCCAUCACUGCGGAUAUCCUCAUGUACGUGGUCAUCCCCACGAGGCGGGCCACCGCUGUAGCCCUGCAGAGCUUCACCUCGCACCUGCUGGGGGACGCUGGAAGCCCCUACCUCAUUGGCUUCAUCUCCGACUUGAUCCGCCAGAGCACCAAGGACUCCCCGCUCUGGGAGUUCCUGAGUCUGGGCUACGCCCUCAUGCUCUGCCCCUUCGUCGUGGUCCUGGGGGGCAUGUUCUUCCUCGCCACCGCUCUCUUCUUCCUCAGCGACCGUGCCAAGGCUGAGCAGCAGGCUCUCCCACCUUCCCCUGGGCCUGACGAGGUCCCUGCCCAGCGCGUCCGGCCAGCCGGCCCCCACGAUGCGAUGUGCCAGAGCAGUGCCUGGGCCAGGCCCCCGCUGAUCCGCCACCUUGACCCCUGCCCGUCUCUCCCCCAGGGUGAACCAGCUGGUCAUGCCGCCCGCAUCCAUGAAAAUCUGAGGCAGUGCCGCUGGGACAGUGAAGAAUCCACACUCUCACCCAGUUUGGGAGGUGUCCCACGGUAUCCUGGCCCUGCUGGGCUGGCCCGAAGCUUUCUGUGUGACCCACGGCUGGGCACACACUCUCUUUGGUCUGGGACUGAUGAGUGGCUGUGGCUUCAAGAAGAGGCUGUGUCCUCAACUAACUUGCAAGGCUGUGUGUGCUGGAGCCACAUGGUUGGACUGACUACCAGCCCUAGAUUUGGGCUGCAGGGCCCCUGGGUCUCAGGGAGAAGACAGCCCUCAGUGAGUGUGUGGGGAGAGCCUGGCCCGUCACCAGCUUGUGUGCUCCUGGGUAAGUCCCUGCCCUCCCCAGACCGUGGGGCCAGGGGGCUGGACUUUCCCACACAGCUUGUUGGGCAAGGCACUAUCCACAGCUCUGGAGAUCCAACAAUUCCUGGACUGCACAGAAGGGAAGAGGUGGCCCAGGCCUCAGGGCGGCACUCCAGGCUCUGAGGCUCCCUGAAGGGCCUGGUGUGUGGGGACCACAGCCUUUCGGCUGGGCCUCCAACCUUGGGCAUGCUGAACUCAAUUUUGGAGAGCCAGGCACCCAGGUGGAUGGUCACACUGGAGGACACUUCUGCUGCUUUGGGCUGGCCUCAGCCUGGAUGUUUCCUGUUCAGGGAUCAUCCCGAUAGGGAGCUGGCAUCACCAGGGGUGAAGGCCCUGGUGGCAGCCACACACUACCUGUGCCCGCGGCUUGAGCAAUUUGGGGGUCACCCACCCCAAGAGGGCUCCUUGCAGCCCCUGGAGCACCUCCCUGUCCAGUCCAUCUCCUCAGACCCCCAGGAGCCAGGAACAUACUCCUGCCCCAAGCUGGGCCAUUUCCAGGGGCAGGGCCCAAAGGACUAUUCCCAGAAUCCAUGGGGCAGUAGCCAGGGUUCUUGCUGCCAGAGGAAGCAGCCAUCCACUGGCUUCCUGUCCCAGCGAAUAGCUGGUGGAGGUUGAGGCCCAUCGGGAGAGGCCAACACCAGAGCCACCUCUAGUCAAACAUCUGCUGCUACUGCUCUCACGCACAUUUCCACACAGCCCAUUGCUUCCCUCAGCCUCUGACCACUUCCAUACUCCCAUCUGAACACACCUUGCCAUCCUCAGAACCACACACCAGGGUGCAGCCAUCAACUCCACGCCAGUCCCCUGGCCCCUUGUGGGGCUUAUCACAGCUCCUCUGCCACCCACAUUCCCUCCCUGCGCACUUGCUGUGAUCAAGGUGGUUCUGGCCCAGGGGCCCCUUGAGGUCAGGAGACCUGAGCCGCCAGCUUAGACAUGCUCUUUUCCCUGUAGUUGCUGGUGUGGCUUCAGUGGUGUUAAGCUAGUGAAAUACCCACUCCCCACCAAGGUCUGGGGCUCCCCGAGGGGCCUAACAAGGGGUGAGACCCCUCAAAGACCACCUGGUCUCCACUCCCACCCCAGCCUCAAUGGGGGCCCCAGCGAUGUUUUCUUGUUGUACAAGAACCAGGUCCAAGUGUUGCAUCCUCUUCCUUCCGGAAGCCAAACUGCUCCUUUAUUUUUUAGAGCUGCUGAUUGUGAAUCUCAGAGUCUUAAGACAAAAACCAAAUAUAUUCCUCUUGUAAAUGAAGAAAUAAACCUAUUUAAAUGAUGCCCUGGUGGCUCCCACAGCAAAAUAGCUGGGGGGUAGGGCGGCACAGGGAGUUGCUCCACCCAUGCCCGUGUGGGUGGUCAGCACUGUACUGCGGGCACCUACCUGUGCCCACCUGGAUGAACCCCAGGGCCCUGGACUUGGCCCACAAUGCCUGGGAGCCAAGGCCCCAGCCCCAUGAAGGCCAAGUGUGUUCUGGGCUGAGAAACAGGCCAGCCACAGAGCAGAGACGGGGCCCAGCCCAGGGCCAGGGGUCUCUGCACCCCUGGGACCACACGGGAAAGGACUCAGGUUGUGCAUGCUGCAGGCCCCCUCCCAGCCCCCCACCAGAAGGUAGUACCUCAGAGAGUGGCUUGUUUAUUAAAAUCAUGGUGAAAA